This is a messenger RNA of Trifolium pratense (red clover), 1140 nucleotides long. RefSeq lists its product as uncharacterized. Lineage: Eukaryota; Viridiplantae; Streptophyta; Magnoliopsida; Fabales; Fabaceae. Bases 1 to 1140 code for a protein of 379 amino acids. The transcript has 4 exons. The record is from RefSeq and is a predicted model, not a curated record.
AUGUCUGAACUGUAUAAUGAUCCACUACCAUCGACUGAUGCUCCUACACCUGUCAUUAAUCCUGCAGAAGAGAAUGCUGACACAUCUGGUAAGACUUCUGUUAAUUUAGGUCUUAAUGUUGAAAAUCCUGCUGAAACCCUAGGCUUAAAGGACCCUGCUAUGUCUGAAAAAUUGGGGAAAACUGUUCCUAACCCCCCUACUGUUGUUGAUGCUAAUAUUGGGAGUCUCUAUAAAAUUCUUUCAAAGCUUUUAGCUAAUAGAUUGAAAAGAAUGUUGGGCAAAUUGAUCUCUAAUUGCCAAUCUGCCUUCCUGCCACAAAGACAGAUUUUGGAUGAGGUUGUCGUUCUCAACGAGAUCAUUGAUUUAGCCAAGAGAAGAAAAGAUGAUUGUAUACUUUUUAAGGUUGAUUUUGAAAGAGCUUAUGACUCGGUGAACUGGGGUCUUUCAGGUAUGAUGCGUAAGGCUGUCGAGAUAGGAAGAUUUAAGGGAUUUCAAGUAAAUGAUAGAAUUAAUUUCCAACUUCUUCAAUUUGCUGAUGAUACUAUUUUGACGGGGAAAGGUGUAUGGGAUAAUUUGUGGACUAUAAAAGUGAUGUUAAGAAGCUUUGAAUUAGUGUCACGUAUGAGAAUUAAUUUUGUGAAGAGCAAAUUAUACGGUUUAAAUAUUGAUAGUAGAUUGCUGGAAGCCGGGUCAACUUUUUUGUCUUGUCGUUCUGAUAUAUUGCCUUUUAAAUUUUUCGGAAUCCUGGUUGGAGCCAAUCCUAGAAGGAAAGAGACUUGGAAACCGGUGGUGGAGGCUAUGUCUAGUAAACUAAACAGGUUACGUUGGAACGGACAAAACCUUGAAUGGAAUUGGCAAUGGUGUGAAGAAUUACCUUCUGACGAGGAUCAUCAGUUGCAUGAACUCAAGGAUUUACUACAAAGCUUCUUCAUUCAUCCGGAUAGACCUGAUAGGUGGCGUUGGAUACUGAGCUUCAUGGGUCUGUUUACUGUUAAAUUUUGUUAUGACUGGCUGCUUCAAUCUUUCGACACUUAUGUUGUGGACUUUAAUGUAUUGAAGGCUAUCCAACAGCUUUGGAAGAAUAAUGUGCCGUCUAAAAUUAAUAUUUUUGGUUGGAGAUUGCUCUUAGAGAAAUCAUAG